Molecule: messenger RNA, 2952 nt
Organism: Ascochyta rabiei
Lineage: Eukaryota; Fungi; Ascomycota; Dothideomycetes; Pleosporales; Didymellaceae
Exons: 4
Coding region: 1-2952 (983 amino acids)
Biological process (GO): ubiquitin-dependent endocytosis
Cellular component (GO): cytoplasm; plasma membrane; cytosol
Molecular function (GO): ubiquitin protein ligase binding; protein-macromolecule adaptor activity
Source: RefSeq, a predicted model, not a curated record
AUGGGUGUGCACUGUGCACAACAGAAGGAGGCUGAAGCCAAUCUCCGUGGUUCGAAGGAUCAUGCUCUAGAAAGCGUUGGCUGGCUCCACGCUUACCGGAGCAUCGUGAAACCGCCUCAGGUGUUGCGCAGUGGAUGCCGUCAAGACCACGUCGCCCAGCACGCCGCGCUGUCACCGCCGCCAGGUAGCCCACGCAACAGCGCGGCCAAGUCUCAAGUCGGCGGCGCGCUGGCUUCCCUGUCUCAGACGCACGAUGCAGCAGCGCUCAGCAUGUGUCAGGCAUCACUCACGCCGUUCACGGGAGGCCGUCGGCCCACCUUCUCGGCGGUGGAUCCGGCGGGCCAGGGAAAAAUCAAGGACCCAAGGCCGAGCAGCACGACGCGCAGACUGCAGAUUGCAGAUUGCAGAUUGCAGACGCCGCUAGCAGAGAACAAUGACCACCAUGAUGCGAGCCACGGUCCCCACUCUGUCUGUGUAGGUAGUCUACCGCGCCGAGAGGACGUGCAAGGGGCCCUUGCAGGCCGCCCUUGGCCGCAGCGGCGAGCAUCCCACGCGGCUCGCUGCAUAUGUAGAACGAGGCAGCUGGCACGCGGCUGCCCAAGUCGCUUCCACCGUCAUCUCGAGCUGUUGGUGCUGGUUAAGUUUGUCCAGUCCCACGCACGCCGCAAACGUUCAGCCACCAAUCACUGCCACCACCAGCACCAGCACCACCAGCACCAGCACCACCACCGCCACCACUACCACUGCUGCUACUGCCACUGCUGCUACUGCUACUGCUACUGCUACUGCUACUGCUACUGCUACUGCUACUGCUACUGCUACUGCUACUGCUACUGCUACUGCUACUGCUACUGCUACUGCUACUGCUACUGCUACUGCUACUGCUACUGCUACUACUGCUACUACUGCUACUACUACUACUACUUCCACUACUACUACUACUUCCACUACUACUUCUACUACUACUUCUACUACUACUUCUACUACUACUACUACUACUACUACUACUACUACUACUACUACUACCGCCAAUCGUUGUUUCGACACAUUUCUAUUUUGGACUGCAGAUAUUGUCCUCUUCUCUGCUCCCACAACAUCAGUCUGGUAGGCGAGUGUUGUGACCCUGGACCCCCAAUUUUCCUGGUCUUGUCUGUCCCACGUUACAUCAUGCCUCGCCCCGGCGUCGGAGUGUUUGGCGGGAGAAAUCACACGCCCGUGCUGGAAAUCAAGCCAGAAUCGCCGUUUGUCGUCUUCUACGGCGAGCCCUCGGAGUCGCACGACGCGGAGCUCAAGGGCAAGCUGAUUCUGAACAACCCCGAGUCGCUGUCGGUGCGCAGCGUCCGCAUCACGCUGACAGCGACGCGCAAAGUCUCAUGGCACCUGACCAACACGGUCAGCCCGCAGCCCAUUACGCAAAAGACCAACUUCCUCGUCGACACCCUCACCCUCUUCCCCGUCUCGUGCUCCGACAAGAACGCAAAGGCGCACAAGAUCAACGCCGGCUACCAUGAGUGGGACUUCAAGUUCAAGAUGCCGAGCAGCAUCGACCAGAGCGUCGAGGGCCUGCCCACAAACUGGAUCGUCUACAAUCUCAAGGCCACCGUGGACAGGGGCUACAUGAGCAAGCAGCUGUCCGCCUCGUCGCACAUCCGCGUCAUUCGCACGCUCGGGCGCGACAUGCUCGAGUCCAUGCCCAUGGAGCAGAUCAACGAAGACAUCUGGGCGAACAAGGUCGCCUACAAAAUCACCGUCCCGCAGAAGAACUACAUCAUCGGCACCCACAUCACCGCCGACUUCAUACUCAUCCCGCUCAGGAAGGGCGUGGAGAUUACCACCAUCAAGAUGGAGCUGAUCGAGUCGCGCCAGCUCUUCGCAGACUACGCCGGCCGGCGCAUCAGCCACCAGGCCGACAUCCAGGUCGCCGUCAAGGAGGAAGACAUGCCCGCCAACUCGGAGCACCUGGUCUCCGCCGAAGUUGAGGACGUCGACGCCCUGUUCGACGAGUCCCACCGCUUCUCCAUGUCGCUGGACCUCCCCAAGUCGCUGAAGCACUGCCGCCAGUCGGUCGACACGGAGAACAUCCGCCUGUCGCACAAGCUGCGGCUGUACGUCAACCUCAAGAACCCAGAGGGCCACACCAGCCAGCUUCUGGUCAAGAACCACGUCCACCUGUUCAUCUCGCCCAACCUCCCGCCCAACGAAGACCAGAGCGUGCUCGUAGACCACAACAUCCUGACGCAGCAAGCCAUCGCCGACGAGGUCAACCAGAAUGCGCCGCCAACGUACGGACGGCACCAGCUCGACGAGCUCUACAACGACAUCGACCCCUCUGGCUUCAUGACGCCUGGCGGCUGGCGCAGCACCAUGAACAGCGGCGCCAACACGCCCUUUUUCGCACAGAGCCGCCGUGGCUCCGCCGAAGAUCUGUCGCUGGACGCCGUCGCGCACCAGCAGGACGGGCCCGGUGUGUCCACCAUCGCGCUGCAACACCGCCUCGCCAACCUCAACAUGUCGCACAACGACCGCACCUCGCGCUUCCACCCCUCCCGGCAAGACUCGAACGGCGACCACACGGGCUCCGGCCAGCAAUCCUCGAACCACUCGUCCGGCCAAAGCACGCCGCACCACCGCACCCCCCUGAACGGCGCCGAGCCUUCGUACUUUGACAUACCCACCGCCGACUACGACUACGACAUGUCCGCCCUCGCCCGCACCCCCAGCUACAACACCGCCGUCCGCACGCCCGCCGCCUACACGCCCAUGGAGGUCGCCCUCCCCAGCUACGACGUCGCCAUGUCGCGCCCCGGCAGCCCCGUUCGCUCUCGAGGUAGCCGCGGCACCACGCCUAGUCCUGCGCGCAGUCUCGAUACCCUGAACGAAGAGACGUUUAGGAAUACGCAGAUCAAUAGCCGCAGGGAGAGUCCGAGGCAUAGCGGUGAGUUACGGUCGUAG